Messenger RNA from Plasmodium knowlesi strain H, 3126 nucleotides. Its product is annotated as conserved protein, unknown function. NCBI's taxonomy places the organism in Eukaryota, Apicomplexa, Aconoidasida, Haemosporida, Plasmodiidae. The record is from RefSeq and is a predicted model, not a curated record. The transcript is spliced from 2 exons. The coding region runs from base 1 to 3126 and encodes 1041 amino acids.
AUGCAGGUCAAAAGGGAAAUUGGCCAAAACCCAGGUGUACAUUUAAAAAAAAAAAAAAAAAAAAAACGUGAGAGGAGAGGGAACAAACGCGCACACGCUCCGAAGACGGAUAUAGCACAAGGUAGAAAUGUAUGUAAUAAAAAGAGUAGAAAAAAUAGCCACAACGAAAAUAGCCAUACUGAAGGUUGCGGAGAUAAUAACCCGGGUAGUAGGCGCACCUACAACCCUAAUGAUCUCCAUGCCUAUAAUCACUACGACGAACAAGGAGGGUACCGCAUCCUCAAUGAUGAAGCACACGAUGCUAGCUGCGCACCGAAAGAGUUAGAAAACAGCUGCGACGGUGAGAACAAGAUAGUCCACGCAGAAAGCAAAAACUACCGGGGGGUAGCACCUGACGGAAACGAGGACAUCACCAUGUCCACGUAUGAUGAUAACACGAUGGAAGAAGGAGGCAACACUCAGCAGUGCGACAUGCAUGACGCAUGGAUCACACUUUGCCAAUAUUUCAAUUGCAUGCAGAAGAGGGACUACGUAAAUGAGGAAGACACACAUUCCGAAUUAACUGUUUCACCAAAUCAUUUUGUAGCAACUCCUAAUUCUUUUUGUCAUAGGAAUAACUUUUUUUGUAGUGAACAUAAGGAGGAUUAUUCGACUGUUAAUUCGUUGGACAGCAAGAAGGCGGGCGGUAUCUUCUGUUGGAGUGCCUCCCAUCAGCGUGGUGAACAUGAGCAGUGCGAGUCUACCCAGGGGGGGGAGGACACCCCUGGGGGGGGCGAUACUAAUCACAUGAGCGGAAACGAUAAUAUCCCCAACGUGCAUAACACUGCCAGCCUGAACAAGAGGAAUGACGCCAUGGGAGGGGAACUUCCAGAGGGACCAGGAGAAGACCCUACCGACCUGCACAAGGAAAAUGAGGAGAAUGAGCAAGGAGAAAAACAAAAAAAAUAUAUACGAAUUAUUAGCAAAGGUAAUGAGGAAUCACAUUACGGGAAUGCGAACAAUAUGAAUGCUUCGUCAUCCUUAUUUUCCACACACACAAAUGAAAAUAAUAAUUUGGAGGAUCAUGCUGAUGGGACCAAUCCUGCUCCCGUCAGUCUAUACCCACUCAUCAAUAGAGACAAAAUAGAUAGAAAUGUCAUCUUCAUACAAGUACAGAAUUUCUCGCAAAAAAUUGAUGAGUACAUUUCGGACGAGAAAAUAUUCAGGGCGCAGAAAUUAAUCUUGCACGUAAAAAAGUACGUAGAACAUUAUAUCAGCUAUUUCAAAAAAAUAAACGAUGAAGAAGCUGUUCAGAUGUUAACAAAUUAUUAUGAGGAGAACUGUACUGAUAAGAACUGCAGUUAUAAUGUCAACAAAUUAAAAGCCCACAUAAUUUUUUAUUUUUUAAAUUUUUUCCGCUUGCAUGAGAUGUCCAAUGUUCUGCAAGAUUAUUCAUACUACUUUUCCCUGGACAAGAACAACAGCGUAUCCUCUGACACGAUGACCCACAGCUUGGACAACAACACAUCGCACACCGUGGAAGAAAAUUUGAACAUGAAGAGAAAAUCUUCCGCGGUUCAUUUCGGCGAACAUUCCGCUGCGAACUCCGACGAAGGUCUCCCUUGUGGCUUGUCCGCUAUGGGGAUGAGCUUGGAUGGCGAUAUGUCCAGUGAGCAGAACGGCGAAGUGAGCGGUGCAAAAAUUGCUGAUGAGAAAAGUGCACAGAGUGUUGACGAGAUAAAUGCGCAAGGUGAUGACGAGAUAAAUGCGCAAGGUGAUGACGAGAUAAAUGCUCAAGGUGAUGACGAGAUAAAUGCUCAAGGUGAUGACGAGAUAAAUGCUCAAGGUGAUGACGAGAUAAAUGCGCAAAUUGCUGAUGACGAGAUAAAUGCGCAAGGUGAUGACGAGAAAAUUGCGCAAAUUGCUGAUGAUGAGAAAAGCGCACAAAGGGGCGAAAUUAAAAUUGGGGAAGAACCUUCGGACGAACAGCCGGGCCAACAUUGGGGUCGAGGCGAAGAAGCAGAAAACGCAAAUGAGCGCCCAGGGGAUGACAAUCCCAAUGUAAGGAACCAGGACGACGAGGAGGAAGAACGAAAACGAGAGAGCCAAGUGAUUGUGGAUAAAGUGUAUCACCACCAGUGCAACGGAUCCAGCCACCUCAGCAACAACAGAGCCUCAGUGACGAAGGAAAAUUCUAAAAAAGAAGAAACCGACUUAAACACAAAAGGAAGUAACCGACAUAUGGUUAAAAUUAUUCAGAAAUAUUCAAGACGUUUUAAAAACUUUAGGAAAAUAAAACAAAACAAAGAAGGAUGGAUUAAAGAAAAUGAUAAAUAUUUGGACUUGUGGCAUCGAGUGGAUAGUGACAAUAACAUUUCUGUGCAUAUACGAGGAAAGCUUCCAUACGACGUCAGCAUGAUCCUGUCUAUUAUCAGCGAAACGGAGCUAAGCACACAUUGGGUUCCCUUUCUCACAUCCUCUGAAAAAAUCAAAAGCUUGUCUAAAUCCAGUGCCCUCAUUGCGCAGCUCUACGAGUACCCUAUAAUUGGGAAGAAGGAAUCCCUGAUGUACGGCCUGGGCGCCAACACACUUGAAGAGCUCGGAUGUAUAAUCCUCUGCUGCAUGUGCCCCCCGGAGCUGAAAAAGGACAUCGAGUUCUACCAAAACAUGUGUGAACAAAUGAACAUAAAUAAAAACGAGGAAAUAUUAAAAGUCAAGGAAACCCCAUUAAAAUUCAGAAAAGUAAAAAGAGAAGUUACCUUUUUUGAUUGCCAGUUGCCAGAUCCCACACCCAAAAUAGACAGACAAAGAGCAGCCAAUUUGUGCUUCUUAAUAUACCCACUGAAUAAUGGGAAAUCCACCGUUCUUGAGCUAUUCGUUCAUUUCGAAAAUGAGUUUAAGUACACGCCAAUAAAAAUGGUCACUUAUUUUAUUAAAAAAAUUGUGAAAAAUAUGUACGCGAAUAUCAUCAAGACGUGCAAAAAUUACCACACGAUUUAUGCCGACCGGCUAAACACAAACCAGGAAUUUUACCUCUGGCUCAAUGACCAAAUUAAGAAGUACACCAAGAGCAAGCAUCAGACCAAGUUCAUAGAUUCGAUAAGUCUGGAGAGCUACCACGAGCCGGAAAACAAUGAUGCGCUUUAG